UUCUCCAAGGCAUUUCAGAUUUCUUGAAGAAUGAAAUAUGUCUGCUACAGCUCCACAGAUUGUUUGUUCCCGAAGAGAAAACAUCUAUGCAGAAAAAAAAACCCCACAAUUUAUCUCUCCCAGUAGAUAUGGAUUCUACACUGCAUCUGGUUUUGAUCUUCUCCUGCAUUUAUCUUACUUGUCUGUCUAGUCAACAAGAAACCAGGUUUAUCUAUAAUGGUUUCGACCAAGCAGACCUUUUUACCGAUGGUCUCGCCAAGAUCCUUCCUGGCGGGAUUUUGCAGUUGACAAAUACUACAGAGCGGCAAGUGGGUCAUGCUUUCUUCAAGCAGUCAUUUGAUUUUGCUCCAUCUGAAUUCUUUACGCAUUUUGUGUGCGCCCUGGUGCCUCCUAAGUUGGGAGCUGAUGGUGGCCAUGGGAUUGCCUUCGUUGUAUCUCCUUCCAUGAAUCUCUCUAAUGGAUCUCCAACUCAGUACUUGGGCGCCUUCAGCAUCCCAACAAAUGGGACUUCCUCUCCUCAUCUGCUAGCUAUUGAACUCGAUACUGUUAGUACGAUAGAGUUUGAUGUGCUGGACAAGCCUCAUGUUGGGAUUAAUGUAAACAAUCCAUUAUCUGUUGAGUCUGCCCUCCCAUCUUACUUUUCCAGUGCGUUGGGGGGUAGUGUAAGCAUAAAUCUCCUGAGUGGAGAGCCUAUCCAGGUGUGGGUGGACUACGAUGGAUCGUUGCUUAAUGUUUCACUAGCCCCUAUAAACAUAGAAAACCCAAACCGGCCUCUUAUGUCAAGAUCCAUCAAUCUUUCAGAAAUUUUUGAAAAUAAGAUUUUUGUGGGCUUCUCUGCAUCGACAGGGCAACUGACCAGCAGCCAGUAUAUACUUGGGUGGAGUUUUAGUAGGAGCAAAGAACUAUUUCAGGCCCUGGACCUCUCUAAACUCCCUCAGGCUCCUCUUCCCCAAGAUGAACCAGAAAAGGCUCCUCUUCCUAGAGAUAAACUAUCUCCACUGCUUAUUGGUUUGGUUGUCGUGUUGGUGAUCCUUGUACUGAUAGUUCUAGGAGGACUUUAUCUGUAUAGGAGAAACAAGUAUGCAGAAGUAAGAGAAUCGUGGGAAAGGGAAUACGGUCCACACCGAUUCUCCUACAAAUCUCUGUAUAAAGCAACAAAUGGGUUUGGGAGAGAUGGUCUUAUAGGGAGAGGUGGGUUUGGAGAAGUCUACAAAGGAACUCUUCCCCUAAGCAGGCAUAUAGCUGUAAAAAGACUGUCACACGAUGCAGAACAAGGAAUGAAACAGUUUGUGGCUGAAGUUGUGACUAUGGGAAGCUUACAGCAUCGGAACUUGGUUCCUCUUCUCGGGUAUUGUAGAAGAAAAGGUGAGUUACUUCUGGUAUCUGAGUACAUGCCCUGCGGCAGUCUUGAUCAGCACUUGUUUCAUAACCGAAACCCAUCUCUUUCAUGGUUGCAAAGGAUUUCUAUUCUUAACGACAUUGCUUCGGCUAUUAGUUACCUGCAUACAGGAGCUAGUCCAGCUGUUUUGCACCGGGAUAUAAAAGCUUCUAACGUCAUGUUAGAUUCCGAGGGUAAUGGAAGGUUAGGAGAUUUUGGAAUGGCUGGGUUUCAUGACCCCAGAGCCAACUUAUCUUCAACAGCUGCGGUGGGAACCAUAGGUUACAUGGCACCUGAGCUAAUAACAAUGGGGACUUCUACAAAAACUGAUGUGUAUGCCUUUGGUGCUUUCAUUCUUGAAGUAACUUGUGGAAGACGACCUGUAGAACCCGAGCUGCCGGUGGAAAAGCAAUAUCUGGUCAAGUGGGUUUGUGAACGGUGGAGAAGUGGUUCUUUACUCGAGACCAGAGAUCCAAGAUUGGGAGGAGAAUUCUUACCCGAGGAAGUGGAGAUGGUUCUUAAACUCGGGUUGCUCUGCACAAAUGCUGCCCCAGAAUCAAGACCUGCCAUGGGACAAGUGGUGCAAUACCUAAACCAGAGCGUACCCUUGCCAGAUUUCUCACCAUAUUCUCCAGGUAUCGGAGCUUUUAUGCCAGUGUCAAUGCUAGCAUCAUUUAACAUUGGUGUGCCCAAUUCAAGGAAUUCGUCAAUGCCUACGUUUGUUUCUCAUACAAUCUUGGAAGGGCGUGGAAGAUGAGAUCUAUGAAACUGUGAAUUAUCUGCAUCUAAAUCUCUUUAGCUACUCAAUUUUUUUUUUAACUUCAAGAAUUUAACUGUUGUUGGUUGAGCUGAGUCUUUUAUGCUAUCUUCUGCAUAGGCUUAGGUGAGAAAUGUUCUGUUUUCCUUAUUCCUAAGUGGCCAACAACAUUAUCUUAGUUUUGUAAAUUUUCUUUUUGUUGGUAGAAUCGUAUUUGUUGGCCGUGGAAAAUUAGGAAACCAUUAA
Messenger RNA from Brassica oleracea var. oleracea, 2381 nucleotides. Its product is annotated as L-type lectin-domain containing receptor kinase I.3-like. The record is from RefSeq and is a predicted model, not a curated record. Lineage: Eukaryota; Viridiplantae; Streptophyta; Magnoliopsida; Brassicales; Brassicaceae. The coding region runs from base 87 to 2135 and encodes 682 amino acids. Gene Ontology annotation, biological process: protein phosphorylation. The transcript has 2 exons. Gene Ontology annotation, molecular function: ATP binding; carbohydrate binding; protein kinase activity. Gene Ontology annotation, cellular component: plasma membrane.